This is a messenger RNA of Parastagonospora nodorum SN15, 882 nucleotides long. RefSeq lists its product as hypothetical. The record is from RefSeq and is a predicted model, not a curated record. The transcript has a single exon. Lineage: Eukaryota; Fungi; Ascomycota; Dothideomycetes; Pleosporales; Phaeosphaeriaceae. Bases 1 to 882 code for a protein of 293 amino acids.
AUGUUCCGGCAGAUCAACAUGUUGACUCUUCGUACCCUUUGGCUUGGGGCUACGGUCGGUGCAAGUAGGUUCCUUGAGGCAAUGGCCAUGGAGUUUACGAAAGGCCAGCCGAAUCUUCAGAAGCUGAACGUCAGAAUGGCUGCGAUCCAGACACCAGAGCUUGCAACUAGUCUACUCCUGCUUCUAAACAGCUUCUACGGCCUGAAGAUGCUCACGAUACAUCGUACCGACUGCGACAAGAUCGAUGUUGAUAGUCUGGUCCACCACGGAGAAACUUUGGAAACACUUUCUAUCGUCAACGGAGGAAUACAUCGAAGAGACGUGAACAAAUGCUUCGAUGCUUCAGACAUGCAAAAUAUUGCUACAGGCUGCCCAAAUAUUCGCCAGCUGUGCCUGAAUCUUUAUGAAAUUGCUGGAGACGAGAACGAGGACGACAUACUGGGGCCACGGCAAGGUGUACCUUAUACGCCAAACGAGUUCGAGCAGGCUCUCACAGCGAUCGCGGGCAUGCCUAAGCUCCGCAUCCUCCGCUUUACCAACCCGCCAAAUUACCGCAAGGCGUACUUCCGCAACGGAGAGCUCGCACGCUUCUUCCAUCGGAACCUCCAAAUGGGUCUAGAGCGCUACAGCUUCCAGGCACGUGCCGACGGUAUCAUGCAGUAUCUGGGAGAGCAUGGAUCUGACCUCAAAGUUCUGGCACUAUCUCCAAUUGGAGUCACAGAGAAGGUCACCCUCGCGGACGAACAUGGACACACCUGGCCGCACUACUACUACUAUCGAGGACGAAUGACGGAUCACAAGGGCACUGAUGUGGCUAUCGCAAGGCCUUUGAGGAGUUGGAAGGACGAAUGCCCUGACGCCUUGGUUCUGGAGGAUGUUUAG